UAUGACUUAUAAAUAAUCGAAACCUUUUCUGCUAUAUAAAGUUAUUUUAAUUAAUUCGAUGUUGAAUCUAAUUUGGCAUUUUCGAUUGUAUAAAUAUGUACAGAUUCGGUUUGCAAUUUUAUGCAUAUGCGUUAAGUACGGCUCUGGCGAUAAGAAGACGAUUUAUUUAUUUACUUGGUUCAGCGCAAUUAUAUCUCUCAAAUUAGAACUUUCAUAAAUUUAGUAAAUGAAAUUAGAAGUUAGAGAAAUGAAUGUCUGUAGAAUUUGGAAACAAAAGUCAAGUCAAAUUUUACGUAAAGUCGAUAUUCACACAACGACAGAUUUUGUAAAAAUAGUAGAAGUCGGUCCCAGGGAUGGUUUACAAAACGAAAUCGUCUUCGUACCAACCGAUAAAAAAAUCAAAUUUAUUGAUAAACUUUCCCAAACUGGACUGUGUUCUAUUGAAGUCACAAGUUUCGUCAAUCCAAAAUGGGUCAAACAGAUGUCAGACAACAAAGAAGUGUUUAGCAAAAUAGAGAAAAAAGCAAACAUAGACUACCCAGUUCUUGUUCCAAACGCAAAAGGUCUUUACGAUGCGUUAGAAGUAGGUGUUAAGGAAGUGGCAGUGUUUGCCUCUGCUUCGGAAGGAUUUGCGAUGAAAAACACCAACGGGUCUAUACAACAAGUUUUAGAUAGAAUAAAAGAGGUAACAACAAUUUCGAGAGGAAAAGGUAUCAAAGUAAGGGCCUACGUGUCAUGUGUGGUGGGAUGUCCAUACGACGGGCAAAUUUCUCCUAAAUCAGUUGCUAAGGUAACGGAACAAUUAUUAAGUUUUGGUUGCUAUGAGAUUUCAUUAGGAGAUACAAUAGGGGUUGGAACAAUAAAUAGCAUGAAUAAUAUGUUAAAAGAAGUGUUAAAUGUUACUUCUCCGAAAAAACUAGCGGUACAUUGUCAUGAUACCUACGGACAAGGUCUAGUCAACAUAAUUGUCGGCUUAGAGAAAGGGAUAAACGUAGUGGAUUCGGCUGUAUCAGGUUUAGGGGGAUGCCCUUUUGCUAAAGGAGCUACUGGUAAUGUUGCCACUGAAGAUGUGGUUUAUAUGCUACACGGAAUGGGAUUGAAAACUGGUAUUAAUCUGGAGGAACUUGUAGAAUGCGGAAAUUUUAUUUCAAACAUUAUAGGAAGGCCAACCCAGUCGAGGGCUAAUCAAGCUUUGCAUAAAAAAAAAUCGUAAUCUAAAAAUAUUGUGUUCAACAAGGAUUCUAAAACUGUAUUUGUUGUUUCUUUCUUUUUUUUGUAUUGUAUUGUAUGUUUUAUAUAAAUAAAAAAUUAUUGAGUCGA
Agrilus planipennis (emerald ash borer) is the source of this 1320-nucleotide messenger RNA. RefSeq names its product hydroxymethylglutaryl-CoA lyase, mitochondrial. The record is from RefSeq and is a predicted model, not a curated record. NCBI's taxonomy places the organism in Eukaryota, Metazoa, Arthropoda, Insecta, Coleoptera, Buprestidae. Gene Ontology annotation, molecular function: hydroxymethylglutaryl-CoA lyase activity. Gene Ontology annotation, biological process: L-leucine catabolic process; ketone body biosynthetic process. Bases 227 to 1213 code for a protein of 328 amino acids. The transcript has 5 exons.